UGACGUUUCCAUUUGUAGCGAGGAGAAGCAUAAAUAUUUAUUAAAUUAAAAAAAAGCUAAAUUUGUUGCUGAAUGAAUGAAUUAAUAAAUAAAUCCUGUUAAUUUACGCAAAAUCGCGCUAAUGCACAACACACUGUGAAACUUUUAUAAUAUAAUGAAUCUAAUCCCACAUAGCGCUCUAUUAAAUAUAAAGAAGUGUGCCUAAGCCAUUAUUUCAUACCCGAUGUAGUGCGCUAAUGUAGGAAAUUAGAAGGCGUUUGGAAGCCGUUCGGUUUCACCAACUUCCGGUGUUUGGGGUUGAUUUCCCAGCAUUCCGCGCUUUACUUCCUCCUCUUCUACCUUCUGUCUUUUCGUGAAGACAGAUUGAACGCCAUCAUGGCCGCCCUCAGACCCCUUACCAAGCCUAAGAUCGUCAAAAAAAGGACUAAGAAGUUCAUCAGGCAUCAGUCAGACCGCUAUGUAAAGAUCAGGCGCAACUGGAGGAAGCCACGAGGUAUUGAUAACAGGGUCCGCAGGCGCUUCAAGGGCCAGAUGCUGAUGCCCAACAUCGGUUAUGGUAGCAACAAGAAGACCAAGCACAUGCUGCCGUCUGGCUUCAAGAAGUUCUUGGUGCACAACGUCAAAGAGCUCGAAGUCCUUCUAAUGAGCAACAAGAGCUACUGUGCAGAGAUUGCCCACAACGUCUCCUCAAAGAACAGGAAGGUGAUUGUGGAGCGAGCGGCUCAGUUGGCCAUCAAGGUCACAAACCCGAACGCAAGACUCCGCAGCGAAGAGAACGAAUAAUCUGGAAAUAUGGUCUUUUCAAUAAAGCUUAAAAUCAUAAAAACCA
Molecule: messenger RNA, 829 nt
Organism: Ictalurus furcatus (blue catfish)
Lineage: Eukaryota; Metazoa; Chordata; Actinopteri; Siluriformes; Ictaluridae
Gene: rpl32
Product: ribosomal protein L32
Exons: 4
Coding region: 376-783 (135 amino acids)
Biological process (GO): translation
Cellular component (GO): ribosome; cytosolic large ribosomal subunit
Molecular function (GO): structural constituent of ribosome
Source: RefSeq, a predicted model, not a curated record